Molecule: messenger RNA, 3989 nt
Organism: Triticum aestivum (bread wheat)
Lineage: Eukaryota; Viridiplantae; Streptophyta; Magnoliopsida; Poales; Poaceae
Exons: 10
Coding region: 2210-3760 (516 amino acids)
Biological process (GO): protein ubiquitination; positive regulation of protein catabolic process
Molecular function (GO): protein binding
Source: RefSeq, a predicted model, not a curated record
UGUCUACCCCCGUUAUAUAUGAGAGGCCUAGGGUACAGGUGUCCUAUUAGGACACAACUCCUACCCUGUCUACACACAGUCCAAAACCAAGUCCAACUGUAACCUACCUUGUACAAUAAUAUUCGACACAAUUCUAACAACAUCUCCUUUGGUGGUGAUAAAUGGGGCAUCACAUGUGCGCCACUUGUUGUAGUUAGGGAGCUUGGUGAAAUGUCUUCACGCGCAAGGAGAGAUGAGGGUUUUAUUUGUGCUUUUUCGUAGAUUCGCUUUUUCAAAACGAUUUAACUAUUUAGCUGUGCAUCCAGAUCAGGAAUGUUUUCGCCAUUGCAUUCGUCACGUCAAGAUCUUCAAAACGGUAUCCCAUAUUCAUAGGUUCGGUGAACUUUUUUUGGGACGAAAUCUAUGCUCCAAAAUUGUGCAAACCCAUGCUUCAAAACUAUACUAACAUGUACUAACUGUACUUCACUUUUUUGGGGAAGUAUAAUUGUGCUUUCAUGCGACAAGCAUUGUGCUUCACUUUUGGAGAAGCACAAAAACAGAAAUUUAUUUCACGCGGAAGCACGCCUGGUUCACUUUUGGGAAGGCACAGAAGCACGUCUAUGCUUCACUUUUGGAGAAGCGCAAAAGCACAACUGUGCUUAUUCUUUUGGGGAAGCAUAAGUGUGCUUCACAUAGAUGCAUACAUGUGUUUCACUUUUUUGGGAAGCAUAACGCUAGAAGCACAACUAUACUUAGCACAAGCUCCUACGGGAAUGAACCCACAAAAAUCAAUGAAAUAGAAGAAAGAACCCAAAAAAAUCAUGACCAAGAAAACACUAGGGACCCCAAAAAAGGAAAGCACCCCACACGCAACACGUGGCUGCACUGGAGCACGCUAAGUGGUGUGUUUGGGGUGCUCCUGUGCUAGGAAAAUUGCCCUCGCGGGGGCACCUGGCCUCCACUAGUUGCUCCCGAUAGGUUUUGAAUUUGUUAGAGCAACUCUAGCGGUGUCGCCAUAUCGCUCCCAUCGGUUUAGGGGCUGCGACAUGGAGCGUGCGCCAUCAACCAACCGCUCGAGUGGGAGGGAAGUUUGAGCUCCCUACUCUCCUUCCACAUGUUUUUUCGUUGCCAUAUGCUCAUGCUAUAUUUACAUCAAUUAUACAUCUUUGGGUAUAAUUUUAUAUCAUUAUUAUUGGACUAACACAUUAACCCAGUGCCAAGGUUAGUUCCUGGUUUUUUUAGUGUUUUUGUUAUUUGCUGAAAAGGGUUUUUUGAAGUCGGAAAAUAUAAAAAAAAAACGAUGAUUAUUGUUUGACCAAAAGGAACCCAGUGAACCUGUACCCACCUGGAUGGGGUCCCUAGGGCCUCCACGCAGCCACACCAUGCGGGCACUGCCUAGGGAUAUUUUUAUUCAACAUUGGUGACAGCCAAAAAUCUGGAGCGGUCCAUCAUCUCCUUGGACAUAGGCAUACUAUCGAUCUCAUAUGACUUUAUGGUUGCCUAUAUGUCAUUUUCUUUACUUGCUCAUUCUAUUAUACCGUUAGUUUUGAAUGUGUACAUUUUAGCUAUGCAAAGGCCGGGUAUCACUGAUUUUUUGUUGUAUCCUCUUGAUUCUAUAUUUUGAGUUAAUAAAAGUGUCAUGUAUACUUAAAAUAAAUGGGGUAUAAUUAAAAAAUGUAUGAAUGUGUAUCCCAUCUUAAACCUGGCCAUAUGGGCAGUGUCGCGCGGGCUGGUCCGUCGGCAUGGAAUUUCAGCCCAGCACAAUAUAUGAUUAAAAGGGUCAGGACGGCCUUUGGCCCGCCACAGCAUAAGGUCGAUCCUAGAAGCCAAGCCUUAAGGUCCGGGCCGACACGACCCUUUUAAUUGUCGGGCGACACUGCACGGCCCGGUGCGGUACGCGGUCCGUCAGACUUGUAACUAAGCUUUUUUCUAUAUUUUUCUAUAUUUUGUAUUUUUCUUAAAAUUAUAUAUAUAUAUAUAUAUAUAUAUAUAUAUAUUCCCUUUUUAGAUAUUAAUGUACUUUUUCUCUUAUUUUUAUUUUUUAUGAAUUAAAAAAACAAAAAGGCCAGGAAGGCUGAAAAGCAAUGCGGGCCGGCACGUGUGUGCCUUUUACAGGCAGGCCCUUUUACAGACGGGCACAUGCCGGCCAUUUACAGCCGGGCUGGCCCAUGUGACCAGCCAUGAAGAAGAACAAACAGGGGAACUGACAUAUCAGGCCAAUUCUGCACCGAUGGAGACGGUGCAUACAAAGGAGGCUAUGGGAACCACUUGUCCUGAGGAUAACGGCCAAGGUAAAGAUGGAUCAACCACGGAUGAACAGUACGAUCCACGGAUACCUCCUUCACCUCCAAGCGAUCUCAAAUCACUCAAGGAGUGGCCGAACAAAACAAGUGCCAUACCUGCUAAUUCCAGAGCAACAUCCACAAUCAUCCCAGACGGUACUCCCCAGUGGGUACCUGACAUAUUCUUCGAUAUAUUACCCCACUUGCGGCCAAUCCUGAAAAGGGAUAGUGUCAGGUCUUUCCUCCGCUUCUUAAAUCAGAAUGGAAGGGACAUGACACUGGGUUACAUCAUCAAACCAGAAGCUUUAAACGAGCUAGUCAUCGCUAAUGCACUGCGAUGUGCCAAAGUUGUCUUGGUGGGCAAGAAUGCUGAGCUGCAUGGGUUCCGGGCCGAUCCCAACUGCAUGACUCAAUUUGGGUUCUUCCCCCUGCACCUAGCUGCUGAAAUGUUCUCUGUCGAUAUGAUUGAGUUGCUCUUGCACCAUGGCACGUCGGCCAAUUUGCACACAUCCGGUGCUUUAGUCAUUGACAACCUACUCCCGGUCCAUGUUGCGGUUGAGAACACUUGCCUGCAUAAGUACCUGGAGGACAGUCUACAUCCUAAUCGAGAGAAUAUGGGUUACAGUCAUGCAGAUAUCAACUAUAUCCUGAAGCUCAUUCAUAUCCUCUGCCUACCGGAAAUGAAGCUCUUCUUGGAUACGAUUAGGCUGCUAGCCAAACAUACAGAUAAUUUGUCAGAUGAGGUCUGCAAUUACAUAAUUGAUGGGAAGCUUAUCCAAACAGCCGUUUUGCUCCUAGCAGCUCAAGAGCAGAUCCGUGGUGUAUCUUCCCCCAAGAAAGACCUCAAUAGUAAGCCAGAUGAGUUUGCUAUUAUCACUAACUGUGUUGUGGGCAAAAUUACCUCCAUACAAUUGGAGAUGUGUCAAAAAGGAAAGGAACUGGAGCCACUAGAGGCGAAAAAGAAGCUUUUCGAUAUGACACUGACGCUUGUUCAUGUAAUUUCCCAAGCUGGUGAAGCUCUUGAUUCUUACAUUCGGGAUCAUCCCAAGCUGGCCGCGUCAUUCUAUCAGGACCGGGCUCUAACAUGGAAGGUGCCCUGUAUCAUUCCAAUUUCCCAUGUGGAGGUCCUUGAACACGUCUCGUUGAUAUUAAAGGAUUAUGGUCUUUGUUCUGGAGAGGGCAUAGAUAUUGGAAAUCUCUGCCCCUAUGAGAACGUGGUUUCUUCUGAAGAGCUGCCUCGCAAACUUGCAGGACCGAUGGCCAGGAUGAAAGCAGGCACAGAUGAGCCUUGUUUGGAAAAUGUAAAGGCUAAAGGGAAGAAAGGUCCUCGGGGAUGGGAGCUCAAAUUGGCAAGGAGAAGCUUCUUCCCAUACUGGAGAUCAGUGUUAACGUCCCAGUUUCAUGUGAAGGAGGACAUCAAUAGCUUGAAUAAAUCAACUAGACACGUAUCAACUAAAUCAACUAGAUGUCGUUAUCUUAUUUGCAGUGGCGGAGCAUAGUGGGGACCAAACUGGGUCAUGGCUUGUCCUUGUCUUUAAAUUUCUUCUCAGGAGUUGGUACGGAUUUGGCCCAAGAACCAUGGAUGGUCUGCUAGAAAAAAGAAUAGAGGUAUUACAAGCAUAAUAUCCAUUAUUGGAUUGAAAAUAGCAUAAGCUUCGGCCAAUUUGGCAAAGAAAUGACUAGUUGGAUAAAGAACAGAAUCAAAACAUAUACAGGUUAAACUAAGCA